This is a messenger RNA of Aplysia californica (California sea hare), 1211 nucleotides long. RefSeq lists its product as uncharacterized. Lineage: Eukaryota; Metazoa; Mollusca; Gastropoda; Aplysiida; Aplysiidae. The record is from RefSeq and is a predicted model, not a curated record.
GGCCCCACAGCGGUGUACAACUGCGCCAACGACAUGAGCAGCCGAUUCGACACCUGUUUGGAAAACAGCGGUACUCAAAUGUGCUUCUGUUCAGGCGACUACUGCAAUAGCCCCGGCACUGAUAUCGACAUCUUUCGAUCGCAUGAUCCUGCUCUAAUUCUGAACGCCGAUGAAGACAACAAUAAUGGGACUGAUGACAUCUUCAAUAUCCGCGGUGGAAGUGUCAACGGAAGUAACACAGAUCAAGACAUGAUGGGCUCAGAUCAAAACCAGACGGCUUCCUCUAACGAAAUAUCUCUUGGCUCUAAUCCGAGCCUUUCGAUGAAUGAAUCUCAUAAAUUCAAGCACAGGCAUCCUCUAGAUAGGUUUCCUUUCCUAUUUAAGACCGAAACAGACGUAAUCAUUCCGCUGAGAUCGUCUGGUGGAGAUGAAAGUUCAAAUUCUUUUGAGGAGAGUUCGUCGUCAGUGUCUGUCAACAGCGCGGCUGUGGGCAACUUGAGAGACAAAGACGCAGAGAGUUGUGCGCCCUUGAGGGCCUCCUACAUUCCUUCCCUGUUCAGCAUUUCUAUCAUAGCGUUGAUUUCGUGCGUAAGGUUCUCACUGUAGUCACAUUGGCGUCGUUAUCAUCGUUGUCAUCGUCAUCCUCUUCCUCCUCUUCCUCCCCCUCCUCCUCCUCCUCCUCGUCUGAGUAACAACAGCAGUAGCAACUCCUGCAUCGUCAUUACUAAUCAUCACCAUCUUCUUCUUCAUCAUCAUCAGCAGCAGCAGAAAAAGCAGCAGCAGUAGCAGCAGCAGUAGUAGCAGCAGCAGCAGCAAACAACAACAUCAGCCGUUGUAUCGUCACCAAUACUUUCACUAACAUUUCUUCUGUUAUCAUCAUCAUCAUCAUCAUCAUCAUCAUCAUCAUCAUCAUCAUCAUCAUCAUCAUCAUCAUCAUCACCAUCACCACCAUCUUCCAAAAACGUCAGUAUCAAUACUAUAUUUUAGUAAGCCAAUCAUCAUCAUUAUUGUUUAUAUUAUUAUGAUGAUGAUUUAUAAAAAUAGGGCGUGGAAAUUACAAACAGUGCUGGGGGGCUGAGACAGUCCGUGAACCACAGAGGCGUGGAGGUCAAUGUCCAUGGAGAUAGGAAGGUCUCUCUUUGUAUCGGACUUAGUGGAAAUAAAGUUGAGAGGGAGAGAGAAAGAGAGAAAGAGAGAAAGAGAGAGAGAGA